Messenger RNA from Prunus armeniaca (apricot), 291 nucleotides. Lineage: Eukaryota; Viridiplantae; Streptophyta; Magnoliopsida; Rosales; Rosaceae. The record is from the annotation of a GenBank genome assembly.
AUGGAAAAUGUUUUCCAUUACUACUAUUUCAAGAUCCAGGCAGAAGUUACCAUCAGUGAUCUUGCUGCCCUCAAACAGAAUGAUGAGCCUACUCAGGACUUCAUAACUAGAUUCAGAAAGCUCAAGAUGAAAUGUCGAAUCCCUAUGAAAGAAAGGCACUUAAUCCAGAUGGCUCAAACCGCCCUUAAAAUCUCUAUGAGAAAAAGAUUUGAUGGGAUGUUGUUUAGAGAUUUGGCAAAACUGGCAGACAAAGCAUCUAAAUAUGAGGAGCUGCUCAGGGAAGAACAAUAG